Molecule: messenger RNA, 620 nt
Organism: Antrostomus carolinensis (chuck-will's-widow)
Lineage: Eukaryota; Metazoa; Chordata; Aves; Caprimulgiformes; Caprimulgidae
Product: peptidyl-prolyl cis-trans isomerase F, mitochondrial
Exons: 5
Biological process (GO): protein folding; protein peptidyl-prolyl isomerization
Cellular component (GO): cytoplasm
Molecular function (GO): peptidyl-prolyl cis-trans isomerase activity; cyclosporin A binding
Source: RefSeq, a predicted model, not a curated record
CUGAAAGCUGACGUGGUUCCAAAGACAGCAGAAAACUUUAGAGCUCUUUGUACUGGUGAAAAAGGAUUUGGGUAUAAAGGAUCCACUUUUCACAGAGUGAUUCCUUCAUUUAUGUGCCAGGGUGGUGACUUUACAAAUCAUAAUGGAACCGGUGGAAAAUCUAUUUAUGGCAGUAGAUUUCCAGAUGAAAAUUUCAUACUUAAGCAUGUAGGACCUGGUGUUCUUUCAAUGGCCAAUGCAGGACCCAAUACCAAUGGAUCUCAGUUCUUCAUCUGCACUGCAAAAACUGACUGGCUAGAUGGAAAACAUGUUGUUUUUGGGCAUGUAAAGGAAGGAAUGGAUGUCGUGAAAAAAAUUGAGAGCUUUGGUUCCAAGAGUGGAAAGACCUCCAAAAAGAUUGUCAUUACUGACUGUGGCCAGCUGUCCUAGCCUUUUGCCUUGUCAGUCAGGAGAACUUCGAUGCUGUGAAAAAUGAAUCAUAAAAAACCCCAAACAUUUCUGGUCCCAUGAGUAGCACCUGUAGAACUGUAUUUCCUAUUUAACUUGGUCCAGCUUUUAUACUUAUAUUUAAUAAUAUUGAUUAAAAGCAUAAACCAAUACUGAAACAUGUUUUAACUGAG